GUGCUUUUGCUUUAGUGCAGCUAACGUUUUGACUAGCGGUGUGCAUCACAGGUUGACAGCRUGUCUCUGGAUCUUCCUCUCCUGAUUGCAGCUGAAGCUCUGAGCUGUUAUAACUGCACAGACCCGAUUUGUUCCAGCCCAGAAAAACAGACAUGCUCCUCAUCUGAGCCAAUGUGCAUGACAGCAUCUCUCCGAGCUGAUUCAUCUUCAGGAGAACAGGAGCUCAUCUAUAAAGGCUGCGAAUCCUCCUCUAUCUGUCUGAGCUCAGGCAAUACAACCUUUUCACUCAGCACAGGUGAGGUGACGAUAGUAGCAUCUGCUCUGUGCUGCAACACCAGCGACUGCAACGACCCAAUUCUGCCUGUCCCUGUUCCUCCGGUGCCAAACACCCUGCAGUGUUUCUCCUGUGACCUCACUGACUGCAGAGAGGUCAGCUGCUCAGGAGAGGAGAGUCAGUGCUUYACAUCAACCUUGAAUAUAGACGACWACACGUAUCCAUUUWUGGGCUGCAUGACUCAUAACCUGUGUGACGCCGACCUYGGUCGCCUGUUCCAGGAUGACGGUGUUYCUCUCAACAUCAGCAAACUGAGCUGCUGUGGGACCAGUUUGUGCAACAAUCCACCAGUACUACCAGUACCACCAGUAAGACCCAUACAGACCAGUGGUGGUUCUGGUGUGAAACUGGAGCUGCUCCAGCUGCUGCUUGGUCUGCUGGUCUGCGCUCUAAUCAAUGACAAAUCAAUGCAAGGCUGGUAGGAGUUAAAUAUUAAACUAAYGUAAACAUUUUUUUGCAAUCAUUAAUAUGUUAUGAAUAAGUUUAAUUGUAUAAAACYGUAAAAAAAGUUUCACUUUCUUGUUUCUCUGGUUUUCUCUCAGCCUUUAAUACCUUAUAAAACAGAUUAAAUGUGA
This is a messenger RNA of Poecilia reticulata (guppy), 909 nucleotides long. The record is from RefSeq and is a predicted model, not a curated record. NCBI's taxonomy places the organism in Eukaryota, Metazoa, Chordata, Actinopteri, Cyprinodontiformes, Poeciliidae.